CAGACCGAUCCGGCAAACACAUAUAAUAUAUAUUUUGCUUAUCAAAAUUUUCUAAAUUUAGUCCGUACAAAAACUGUUGACAUUAAAAUUGAUCUAAGCCAAAAAAAAAAAAAAAAACCAAAAAAUUGUCUACCAUCAAACACAAAAAAACAAAAAAUGGGUGGCCUUUCGGUGUUGCGCGGAUUUCUACAGCCGCAAAAGUUGAUGCGCACCGUGAGAAACUGCAUCCGCUUGUCGUCCUCGUUUGAGGGGUGCCAGGAGGAUCGGGAGACCAGAUGCAAGAGGAUAAUCACAAAGUUUCCGUGUGGCAAGCCGAAAAUGCAGCGCAAGAAGCCCAAGCCGAAGCCAAAGCAACGGUUCAAGUCGAUGUGGCUGAACCCCUUCUGUGAUCCGCACGAGGCCCACUGUCCGUUCAAUCCGCGCUUCGAUGACAUCUACUAUGUGGAGUCGGACAAGGCCAAGCGCAGAUACUGGCAGACCUGGGUCUCGUGUCCCCCGCUCAAGAUAAAGGAGAAGAAGAUCUGCUGCUUUGCCCAGGCCAAGGCGCCGCCAGCGAAACGCCGCAAGCAUCGCAAGCCCAAGACAGCCUGCGAACCGCCACCAUGUCCGGAUCCGGACUCCCUUGACUGUCCGAAAUUUAAGCGUCGCUGCCACAAGAAGGGUCGCAUUCCCCCCAAUUGCAUAAGCUAUCCGCCGCCCGCGGACUGCCGCAAGCCGCUGACACCCUACCCCUCGUUCUCCGAGUGUCGGCGACUCAAGCCCGGCGCCCUGCCCCUCAGCGAGUGUGCCUGCUAUAAGUCGCCAAUGAUGUGCGAGGCCUGGGCCGAGUUCCGGCUGCGUGCACUCCGUAAGAAAUAGUGCUCAGAGAUCAUAAAAAAACAAAAACAACCAAAGCAAACCAAAGCAAACCAAACAAGCGGAGGGUCUGGAGCUGUCGCAAACCAUUUUCCAAUCAAUAAAUUGCGGACUAAACAUA
Drosophila obscura is the source of this 976-nucleotide messenger RNA. RefSeq lists its product as uncharacterized. NCBI's taxonomy places the organism in Eukaryota, Metazoa, Arthropoda, Insecta, Diptera, Drosophilidae. The record is from RefSeq and is a predicted model, not a curated record. The transcript has a single exon. Bases 157 to 858 code for a protein of 233 amino acids.